AUGCUUGACUCUACUUCCUCACGUCCUCUUUUUUCAUUUCUUUUAAACCCUAGCCAUAGAACUGCUUCUUUCGAAAUGAACCAAAGUCUCCAGCCGCAAACUACAUCGUCUGCAACCCCCACACAAAAUCACCCCACUAAAAUAAAAAAUACUCAAACCCCACGUUCUUCUUUCUCAGAUUCUCACAAAACAUUCACUCCAUCUGAAACUAUGACUCGCAAAAGAAGUUCUAGUCAUAGUGAUGACGAUGAUCACAGCCAUGAUGAUGAUAAUGAUGGUAAUGAUAAUGAUAAUGACGAUAAUGACGAUAAUGACCACUCUAAAUCAAAAAAAAAAGAGUGCUGCGGAUGUGGCGGGACCAAAUGUGCAGAUAAGAAAAAAAAGAAGCAACAACAAGAAAAUAAAGACUCCGGUUCUCAAGACUCUAGAAAAGCCUUCAUUCGGAGUUUAGAAUGGUGA
This is a messenger RNA of Magnusiomyces paraingens, 459 nucleotides long. RefSeq lists its product as uncharacterized. NCBI's taxonomy places the organism in Eukaryota, Fungi, Ascomycota, Dipodascomycetes, Dipodascales, Dipodascaceae. The record is from RefSeq and is a predicted model, not a curated record. The coding region runs from base 1 to 459 and encodes 152 amino acids. The transcript has a single exon.